AUGGUUCAGAUUAUUUGGAAAGCACCUUUCAAGAUGUCUCUUGUGAAUCAGGGAGAGUUCCAGCACAUUCUCCGUGUGCUCAACACCAACAUUGAUGGAAAGCAAAAGAUUGUGUAUGCCUUGACCUCUAUUAAGGGUAUUGGUCGUCGUUUCGCCAUGGCUGUGUGCAAGAAGGCCGAGAUCGAUAUCUCGAGACGCGCUGGUGAGCUGUCGAACGAUGAGAUUGAGAAGCUCAUUGCUGUGAUCAGCACUCCUCUCCAGUUCGAUAUCCCCGAGUGGUUCCUGAACAGACAGAAGGACGUUGAGACCGGAAAGUACCGUCAGGUGGUCUCCAACAACCUCCAGGCCAAUCUCCGUGAGGAUCUGAACCGUCUGAAGAAGAUGAGAGCCAACCGUGGUCUGCGCCACUACUGGAACCUGAAGGUGCGUGGACAGCACACCAAGACCACUGGCCGCUUCGGCAAGUCUGUGGGUGUCUCUACCAAGAAGUAAGAUGUGUCAUUGCUCGUUGAAAGGUGGUUUUAUUA
Messenger RNA from Blastocystis hominis, 527 nucleotides. RefSeq lists its product as hypothetical. Gene Ontology annotation, biological process: translation. Gene Ontology annotation, molecular function: structural constituent of ribosome; RNA binding. Gene Ontology annotation, cellular component: ribosome; small ribosomal subunit; cytosol. The record is from RefSeq and is a predicted model, not a curated record. NCBI's taxonomy places the organism in Eukaryota, Bigyra, Opalinata, Blastocystidae. The coding region runs from base 1 to 492 and encodes 163 amino acids. The transcript is spliced from 4 exons.